GUGCCUCUCGCUCAGUCCGGGGCGGCCGCGCGGGCGCUGCGGCUCUGAGGGAGCGCUUGGCUCUCUUGCGCUGUAGGUCGGGGUGACGCCGCCAUGGGCCGUAAGAAGAAGAAGCAGCUGAAGCCUUGGUGCUGGUAUUGUAAUAGGGAUUUUGAUGAUGAGAAAAUCCUUAUACAGCAUCAAAAAGCGAAGCACUUUAAAUGCCAUAUAUGUCAUAAGAAACUGUAUACAGGACCUGGUUUAGCUAUACACUGCAUGCAGGUACAUAAAGAAACAAUAGAUGCUGUUCCAAAUGCUAUUCCUGGAAGAACAGACAUUGAACUGGAAAUCUAUGGAAUGGAAGGCAUUCCAGAAAAAGAUAUGGAGGAACGGAGGAGGUUACUUGAACAAAAAACUCAGGAGAGCCAGAAAAAGAAACAACAGGAUGAUUCUGAUGAGUAUGAAGAUGAUGAAUCUGCAGCUUCAACUUCAUUUCAACCCCAGCAAGUUCAGCCACAGCAGGGGUACAUUCCCCCAAUGGCACAGCCAGGUUUGCCUCCUGUGCCAGGUGCACCAGGGAUGCCUCCAGGUAUACCCCCAUUAAUGGCAGGUGUUCCACCUAUGAUGCCUGGAAUGCCUCCUGUUAUGCCUGGAAUGCCACCUGGGAUGAUGCCAAUGGGUGGAAUGAUGCCUCCUGGGCCAGGAAUCCCACCUCUUAUGCCUGGUAUGCCACCAGGUAGGUCAGGGUUGUCGAACUCGUACUAUGGGAUGCCCCCGCCUGUUGGGCCUCGGCCUGGCAUGCCUCCAAUGACACAAGCACAGCCUGUUACAGCCCCGGGCAUUCUGAACCGGCCUCCUGCUCCUGCUGCUACAGCCCCGACCCCACAGCCUCCAGUUACUAAACCACUCUUCCCAAGCGCGGGGCAGGCUGCAGCAGCUGUGCCAGGGCCAGUUGGUACUGAUUUCAAACCUUUGAAUUCUACACCUGCAACAACAACGGAGCCCCCCAAACCAACAUUCCCUGCUUACACACAGUCUACAGCCUCAACCACUAGCACAACAAAUAGCACUGCAGCUAAACCAGCUGCAUCUAUCACAAGUAAGCCUGCUACCCUCACAACAACCAGUGCAACCAGUAAGUUGAUCCAUCCAGAUGAGGAUAUAUCACUGGAAGAGAGAAGGGCACAGUUGCCUAAAUACCAGCGCAAUCUUCCUCGACCGGGCCAGGCUGCGCUGGGUAAUCCACCGGUUGGACCAAUUGGAGGUAUGAUGCCACCUCAGCCAGGAAUUCCUCCACAACAACAAGGAAUGAGACCUCCCAUGCCACCUCAUGGUCAGUAUGGUGCUCAUCACCAGGGCAUGCCAGGAUAUCUUCCUGGAGCAAUGCCUCCAUAUGGUCAGGGACCUCCGAUGGUGCCCCCAUACCAGAGUGGACCUCCUCGCCCUCCGAUGGGAAUGAGACCUCCCGUAAUGUCACAAGGCGGCCGCUACUGAUGCUCCUACUCACACUCUAAUAGGUUUUUAGAAGUGAAGUAUAGUAAAUAUGGUUCGUUAAAUUGUGAAGGCGCUGGAAUUACAUGAACAUACCACCUUAAAGGCAAGUUCUGUAAUGUUAUGUUGCUAUUUGUGAAAUGAUGCCUUCACAGCACUUCAAGUGCUGUUGGACUUCAUGUCCCCAACAUAGUUUGGUGAGGGCUGUAACUGUUCCCAACUACUUGUACAUUAAAGUCUGAACUUGUAACAAUAUUUAAUGUAUUUAGAGUUCCUCCUGUUCCAGGGUUUAAGUAAACUGACCCACUAAGGUCAUGUGACUUUUCUGUACUGUUAUAAACUUCAUUGUAAUAAAAGAGGAGAAAAAUUUAUAUGCCUUUUUAUUCGUGACCAGCUGUGGACAACUGCCUGAAAGGUUUGUACAGAUGCAUGCCGUGGUAGCCAUUGGUGUAAUGAACACAGUUAUUGGUGCUGUUUUGAUAAAGUCUGAAUUCCUUGUUCUAAAAAAUCACUCCUUAGCUGUAUGUCUGAGUAGACAAAGACCUGUACACUUAUUAACUGACUCCUCAAAACUGAGGCUGCAGGAGGCACAUCCUAACUCUUGAUUGUAACGUCUCUUAAUGCUUAUCUUUCUUUAUUUGUGCUUUCUUGUCCUCAAUAAAUUUUAAAUGAUUUCUAGUCUUGCUAGAAAUCUACACUUGCUUGUAGGAUGUGAAAGUGCUCUGAGAUACAUCCUAGUGCCAAGGUAUGUCCCAUUAGUUCACUCUGCAACUGAUGCUUUUUAAUGUGCAAAUGGAGGUGAAUUUUAGGAGCCUUUUAGGUGAACAUUUCUAGAAGCUUAGGUGCAUGGCACAUGGGUGAGUGACUUCCAGUUGAUGUAUUGAAGUUGACCUGCAAAAGAGAAAUAGUAGCUUAACCCUCUUAAUGCACAGAAGAGUCAAAGCAGGCAAGAGUAAUGUAUUACAUGCUAUGUUUUUACUUUAAAUGUUCAGAAUUUCAUGUUUUGACAGUCUCUGAAAGGUGAACCAUUUGUAACCAUCUGUUGUGUGCUAUGAUCAGAUGUUGUCUUGAGUUUUCUUGAGCCAUUCAGUGAAAGUUUCUGGACUAAGAGACCUUUUUAUCCAAGAGAGGUCUUCCCUCUAUGAAUUAGCCAUUUCUCUGUUUAUAGGAGCAGAGCAACAAGUUCCUCUUAAGGUUCUAAUUAAGUCUGACAUCAUUUGUUCCUGUGUUAUACCUCUGAUGAGUAUGUAGAAGGAGAGUUUUUGAAGGGGAGGGAAGUGAGAGCAUCUUUAGCCUCUUCUCAAUAGGGAAAAGAGUGGUGAAUUUCUCAUUUGCAGGUCAACUUUAAAUACAUGUGCCAGCCUCAAGCCUUAUCUGCAGUUUAAUUAAUGGGGAUAUCCCUUCCAUAGGGUAGGGUUAGAAGGAUUAUCAACAUUUUUGUGUCAUUAUAUUCAUAGAUGUUUUUGUAGAUGGUGGAAACUUUUCAUUAAUUAUAAUACUGAGCAUUACUGCUCUGUUUCCUGAAAGUCUUGGGGUUUUUUAGCUGCACUAAAGUACUUCAUGUGACUUCAUUCUGUACUGUCUCUUAUAAGUGCAAAAAUACAGUACAGCUGAAAAACUACAGUGUCUCAGCUUUUGACCUGUGGUGACAGAAUGUCUCAAAAGCACCAGAGCGUCCAGUGCAGCCUAGUUACAGCUGAAUGGCUGUAGGUUAACCAUUAAGAAUUGCCAGCACUUUUUUCUGAAGUGUUUGGCAGUUUUAGGACCAUAACUCCAAGCCUCUGUUGAGAAGCAGAUCUCUCUAAUCACUGGUAUCUACUGCUCACUGUCAGAUGUGCAGUAUUUGGCUUGCAAAUGUGCUGAGUGGGCCUUGAUGUCAAUUUUUUUGUUAGCUCUUCAUCUUGCUUUAGGCAUAAGUCUGACAGUAAAACUUGUUUUGCUCAGGCAACACUUUAAUAUUCUGGUUUUCUUCUGUUUACCUAAUUAGGAUAAUUGCAAAAUACUGAAGAAAUUUUUGAUGUCUUAUAUUUAUAUUACUCAUAAAAUUCGUAUAUUAUAAAGUGAUCUUAACUACUGCUUGUAAAACUAUAAAACUUCUUGCUUUUUCUGAGGAUCAUACUGCUGCUCUAAGGAUGCUUUGCCCUUCUGCCCCAGUCAAGUAAAUCCCAUCUCCCUUUGGUGUCUUUCUCUAAUUUUCCUUAUGUUGUUUUCAGACCCCUGCUUUUCCUGGGAUGAAACCUUAUUGCAUGCACUGUUAACUCAGCAUAUUCUGCAAGUUGUAUUAAUUAAGUUUCACUCUUUUAAACGGUGAAUGUCUCAUUCUGAUAAUGGUACCAUUUUGUAGCUAAUACUGCAUAGACUUCAAGCUUGAAUGCAUUUUGAAAACGAUCUUUCUUUAGUAUAAUGUUAUGAAAAUCCUUUGAGCAAGUACU
Molecule: messenger RNA, 3902 nt
Organism: Sturnus vulgaris (Common starling)
Lineage: Eukaryota; Metazoa; Chordata; Aves; Passeriformes; Sturnidae
Source: RefSeq, a predicted model, not a curated record